Molecule: messenger RNA, 498 nt
Organism: Orbilia oligospora ATCC 24927
Lineage: Eukaryota; Fungi; Ascomycota; Orbiliomycetes; Orbiliales; Orbiliaceae
Exons: 1
Coding region: 1-498 (165 amino acids)
Biological process (GO): tRNA processing
Cellular component (GO): nucleolar ribonuclease P complex
Source: RefSeq, a predicted model, not a curated record
AUGAAGGGGAAAUCGGCAGGAGGAACAGGAGCAGGAGUGGGGAAACCUGCACCUCCUCAGCAAGCCAUCUUCUCCCGUCUCUCCUUCCUCCAUCAGGCAUCCAGCGUUCUUCCAUCGUCCUCCAUCGGUCUCUCCCGCUAUUAUACGUCACACCUCCUCUCCGUCUCCCGAAAAUCAGUCCAACGACUCUCUCCGGCCGUCAAGCAUACGAUCUGUAAACGAUGUUCUUCGCUCCUUCUUCCCGGGAUAACAUCUACCACUCGAGUCGAGAACAAAUCAAAAAAUGGAAAGAAACCGUGGGCUGAUGUUGUUGUUGUCACCUGUGGGUUCUGCGGUUGUACCAAACGAUUCCCUACUCUUGAUAAAGAAGAGAUGAAGGCUAGGAAAGAUAAAAAGAAGCAGGACAAAGAAAUCCAGACGGAUACAGAUGACGUUAAAGUCUCAAAGGAUGUAACGGAAGCAGAGGGGGACAAUGAUGCCGUCAUGACUGGGACUUGA